UGGACGCGACCCUGCACGUGGAGUGGAAGGAGGUGAAGGCGCUGUCGCCGCUGAGCGCCGCCCGGCCGGCCCCGCUGCACCGCCUGGCCCGGCAGGCCUCCUUCGACAGCCAGGACUUCCUCGAGGUCAAUGCUGAAGACACUGCCGAGAUGCUGCCCAAGUCGCGGCGCGCGCUGACCAUCCAGGAGAUCGCCGCCCUGGCCCGCUCCUCGCUGCACGGCAUCUCGCAGGCGGUGAAGGAGCACGUGACGAAGCCGACGGCCAUGGCGCAGGGCCGCGUCGCCCACCUCAUCGAGUGGAAGGGCUGGUGCAAGCCCGUGGAGCCGCCGGCCGCCCUCGAGAGCGCCUUCAGCUCCUACUGCCACCUGAGCGAGGGCGAGCAGGAGGCACGCUUCGCCGCAGGCGUGGCCGAGCAGUUUGCCAUCGCGGAGGCCAAGCUGCGCGCCUGGUCCUCGGUGGACGGGGACGACUCCACGGACGAGUCCUACGACGAGGACUUCGCGCCCUGGGCGGAGAGCUGCCAGGCGGCCGAGCCGCCGGCGCCGCUGCGCGACCUCCUGCCCGGCCGCGCGGGCCAGCUGAGCGUGCGGCAGGGCUCGUGCGAGCCCGAGAGCGACUCGUCGCGCACCCUCUCCCCCGAGACCCUCUGCUCCAGCCUCUGCAGCCUGGAGAUGGUGUCGCCCUCCGAACUCACUGCCAAACUGCUGGGCUCCCUGGGCGGCGAGGACCUGCUGCCGCCCCCGGGCAGCCGAAGUGCCUUGCGGGGCCUGGCCCGGCUCCGGUGCCGGGACUCCCCGCGCUCCGCGUCCUACGCCGCGGGCUGCCUCUUGCCCUCCGCCGACCGCGGCGGCGACGUGGUGCUCAGCGAGGACUUCCCGCUGCGCCGCAGGGUCUCCGACGUCGCCUCCUCCGGGGUGGUGUCGCUGGACGAGGACGAGGCGGAGGAGCCGUGA
Molecule: messenger RNA, 953 nt
Organism: Rhea pennata
Lineage: Eukaryota; Metazoa; Chordata; Aves; Rheiformes; Rheidae
Gene: FAM131A
Product: family with sequence similarity 131 member A
Exons: 5
Coding region: 150-953 (267 amino acids)
Source: RefSeq, a predicted model, not a curated record